UACCGCGUCACAAAAACAAUAACAGUGAAGGGAAGCGGUAUAAAGAUAUGUAAGGAAUGGGGGUAAAGUUGAACAAAUAAGAGGAGGUAAUGAAAGGGGAAAAAAGUCAGGAGAUACUUUUCUUGGGGGCAAAUUUGAUUGGAUACCAUGGUUUAACACAUAAGCCAAAUACACGCGAUGGGAGUGGUAAGAUGGCGGCCAGCUGGCUUCACUCGUCUUUACAGCUAUGAGCGCUCCAGAUUUUUACAGUCCACUCGGAUACACAUACAGAGUCUGAAAUGGAAAAAGUGGUUGGUUUAACUCUGUUCCUCGGUCUAAUCGGCCGUUUGAUUAAUCAGCUUAUAUCAACCGAGAUCAGAUUCAUCAGAAAAAGGAGAUUAAUGAUUAGGGAUUUGAUUUUAAAUGCACACAGCAGGUUACGGCGCCCAAGACGAAGACAAAAACAGGAUGCCUCUUUCUGCAGCAGAGAAACAGCGCCGAUACAGGCAGCGUAGGGAUGCUGAUCCUGAGAAAAGAAAAAAGCAUUUAGAAAAAGAGAGGGAAAGAUCGAGGAAGGACAAGGAUGCCGGCAAAAGGUUAUCUAUUAGUGAGCUGAAUGAAAGGGAGAAAGUGGCCAAGCGGAAAUACUGGAGAGAAGCACAGGCAAAAUCGAGAAGAGCCAAAGCACAACUUACAGCUACCUUAGAGCAGUGCAUGACCCCUCCCCUAAGUCCAGAGCCAGCUCCAGAGCCCUCAAGGCAACGUCGUGUGGGCAGAUUAAGGUCAAAGAAGGAGAGAAAAACGCUCCGACUUGAACUUGAGGAAGUAAAGCAAAAGCUGAAAGAAGAAAAACAAAAUAAAAACCAAAACACUCGCAAUAUCCAGAUGUAUUACCAGUUACGUCGCAAGCCGCCAUCUGUGUGGGUUCAUCAAAGAGCAAACAAUUGGUGGACUGUUGUAGUUCCCAACUUUACAGAUGAGCAGUGGAGCCAGAAUUUCAGAAUGUCUGAGGACACAUUCAUGUACAUUUGCCAUAGGUUACGAACAGCGAUGGAGAAGCGGGACACCAACUUUCGUCUGUGUGUGCCCAUAAAAAAACGGGUAGCCAUAGCACUUUGGAAGCUGACAACCAACAGUGAGUUAAGACUCGUUUCACAUUUGUUUGGCGUUGGUGUUACGACGGUGUGGCGAUGUGUUCGGGAAUUCUGCACAGCAGUUAAUGAAGUACUGCUGCCAGAACUGAUACCGUUCCCAAAUGAUGAUAAGCUUAUGGAAAUGGCCAUGAACUUUGAACAGAGAUAUGGACUUCCACAGUGUGUUGGGGUUGUCGCUGGAUCACAUAUCCCAAAUGUCCCCACAGAGUAUCAUGCAGAGUAUUUUAACCACAUGGGCUGGCAUUCUAUCAUACUCCAAGGAGUUGUGGAUGGAAAUGGGCUCUUCUGGCAUGUAUUUGCAGGAAGUCCUGGCAGUAUGCAUGAUGCGACAGUUCUGCAUGUAUCAGGGUUAUGGGAUCUCAUAGGACAAGGACUAUUUCCAAACCAUACUAAAAAUAUCGCUGGUCGUGAUGUUGGCUACUACCUCCUCGGUAAUGCUGCGUUUCCAUUGCAGAGCUGGCUCAUGAAACCUUUCUCAGAAACGGGGCAGUUGACACCAGAACAGAGGACAUACAACCAGAAAAUCUGCUGUGCAAGUUCCGUGGCUGAAAAGGCAUUCACUCGGUUGAAGGGGCGAUGGAGAUGUCUUCUUAAACGCAAUGACAGCCAGAUAGACCUCGUGAAAACAAUGGUGCUUACCUGUUGUGUCCUCCAUAACUUAUGUGAAACACACGAUGAGCAGUACAGUGAAGAGUGGGACCCUCCUGCUACAGGAGACCAGAUUUUAGUAGCACUGCCACCGGAGGAAGAUGCUGAAGGUGCAGCUGUAGAUGUGCGUGAUGCCCUGGUGCAUUAUCUAAACACAGACAAUUGUGCAUCACUAUUGCUUGAGUAAAGCAUAUAAACGACA
Neoarius graeffei (lesser salmon catfish) is the source of this 1983-nucleotide messenger RNA. RefSeq lists its product as uncharacterized. Bases 403 to 1968 code for a protein of 521 amino acids. The transcript is spliced from 4 exons. Lineage: Eukaryota; Metazoa; Chordata; Actinopteri; Siluriformes; Ariidae. The record is from RefSeq and is a predicted model, not a curated record.